Messenger RNA from Zonotrichia leucophrys gambelii, 1799 nucleotides. RefSeq names its product peroxiredoxin 6 (gene PRDX6). Bases 104 to 778 code for a protein of 224 amino acids. Lineage: Eukaryota; Metazoa; Chordata; Aves; Passeriformes; Passerellidae. The record is from RefSeq and is a predicted model, not a curated record. Gene Ontology annotation, biological process: cellular oxidant detoxification; cell redox homeostasis. Gene Ontology annotation, cellular component: mitochondrion; cytosol. Gene Ontology annotation, molecular function: peroxiredoxin activity. The transcript is spliced from 5 exons.
GCGGCGGCGGCGCGCAGGCGCAGAGCGGACGGCGGCGGCUGCGGGAGCAGCACCGGGAACUGCAUCGGGAAUUGCAUCGGGAAUUGCAUCGGGAGCUGCAGCCAUGCCGGGGCUGUUGCUGGGGGAUGAGGCGCCCAACUUCGAGGCGGACACCACGCAGGGUCGCAUCCGCUUCCACGACUUCCUGGGAGACUCGUGGGGCAUCCUGUUCUCCCACCCGCGGGACUUCACCCCGGUGUGCACCACGGAGCUGGGCCGGGCGGCCAAGCUGGCAGCCGAGUUCAGCAAGCGCAACGUGAAGAUGAUCGCGCUCUCCAUCGACAGCGUGCAGGACCACCUCUCCUGGUGCAAGGACAUCAAUGCCUACAACGGGGAGCAGCCUGCAGAGAAGCUGCCCUUCCCCAUCAUCGCUGACAAGAACCGGGAGCUGGCUGUGCAGCUGGGCAUGCUGGACCCGGACGAGCAGGACAAGGACGGCAUGCCCCUGACGGCUCGUGUGGUGUUCGUUUUUGGCCCUGACAAGAAGCUGAAGCUCUCUAUCCUGUACCCAGCCACCACUGGGAGAAACUUUGAUGAGAUCCUGAGAGUGGUGGACUCCCUGCAGCUCACAGCAUACAAGAAGGUCGCUACCCCUGUGGACUGGAAGCCCGGUGACAGCGUCAUGGUGGUGCCCACCUUAGCCGACGAGGAGGCCAAGAAGCUCUUCCCCAAAGGGGUCUUCACCAAGGAGCUGCCCUCGGGCAAGAAGUACCUGCGCUACACCCCGCAGCCAGAGUGAGGGCUGGCUGCCUGGCUGUCUGUCUGUCUGUCCUGCUGGGAUGCCAGAGCCUUCCUGAGCCCAGCUCCUGCCCCUCUGACACCGCACCACCCACGGCCUCGUCCUGGCACUCUGCUGCUGCAUGGCAGCACUGAACCAGCUCAGCACCAGCCCAGAACCAACCCUCCUGAAUCAGCCCAGAACCAGCCCUGAACCAGCUCAGAACCAUCCCUGAACCAGCUCAGAACCAUCCCUGAACCAGCUCAGCACCAGCCCCCUGUCCUCAUUCUACCCAAAACCACUGGUGUCUCUGCUCAUCUACCAGACCAUCAGACCAGCCCUCCUGUCCCUCCAUUCCCAUCCCCUCAGAACCAACCCCUGGGUGUUCUCCUGCCCUGUACCAAAAUCCUCCUGAACCAGCCCUCCUGUCCCUCCAUCCCAUCCCCUCUGACCCUGGGUGUUCUCCUGCCUCAGCCCAGCCCAGAACCAGCCCUCCUGUCCCUCCAUUUCUAUCCCCCCAAAACCAACCCCUGGGUGUUCUCCUGCCUCAGACCAGCCCAGACCAGCUCCGUCUCAUUCCAUCCUCAACAACCUGGUGUUCUCCUGCCUGUACGCCUCCUGUCCACCCCAUCCCUCAGAACCAACCCCUGGGUGUUCUCCUGCCUCAGCCCAGCCCAGUACCAGCCCUCCUGUCCCUGACCCCAUCCCUCAGAACCAAGCCCUGGGUGUUUCCCUGCCUCAGCCCAGCCCUGCCUGGUCCCCAGAUGGCACUGCAGGGCUCCUGCUGUGCUGUCCCCCCCCUGUUUGGUGCCAGCCCCGAGGUGUGCUGAGGAGGGGUGUCCUGCUGGGCCAGGAGCUCUGGGGGCUCCAAGCUGCUGUGUGCCUUUCAGAGCAGCCAUCUAACCUGUGCUCCACGAGUAGGGGAGGAGCUGCAGAGCUAAACCUCUCACCUCUUAAUGCUUUCUUGUCUCUUGCUGGAAGGUGAUGGUUUCCAGGUUUUGUGGGAGAGGGAAUUAAGCAAAUAAACUGACCUUCAGUACUA